AUGACAUCUGGAUCAAUGCCUCCUCAUACGCAAGGUGGUAAAACUUUUAUACAUGAUCCAAGAGUCUCAAACUAGCCAGAAACUAAGGCAUCAAUCAAACUUAUUAUUAAUACCAUAAAAGGCAAACCUGUUUUUGCAAUGAGAAGUUUUCAGUUGAUGAACAAAAAGAAUAAGCAAGAAUUCAAAAAACUAGAGCAAGUGUUAAAGGCAAAAGAUGAAAGGACUGGCUAAGAGAUAUCUAUAAACAAGAAUUGUGCUGACAUGGAUAGACAUUUGCCGAUGCUAAUGGGAGUUUCAAAUGCCAUUUUAGAGAAUGUGAUAUUUUGUCAUCAGGAAGAGAGCUUAUGGCCAUUUUCUGAUCAGACAAAUCUGAAAAAGAUUUUCGAUGAAAUAUUUGAUACAACUAAAUACACUAAAGCUCUAGCAGAUAUGAGAACAGUUGCAAAGAAAUAUACAAAGUAUGCUAAAGAAUUUAAACAAGAGUUAGACUUGAAAAAGAAGGACUAUGAGUAGUAUGCUAAAUUGAAGUCAAAUGUCAGCUAGUAUGAUAGCAGACUCAAAGAACUUAAGAGUGAAAUUUAGGCAGCUUAGGAUAAAAAGCUACAACUUGAUAAAGAAAUAUCCGAAAUUGAAAGAGAACUCAAUCGUGUUUAUAUGUGUGAGAAAGAGUACCAUAUUUUGAAUUCAUAAUUAGAUGAGAAAAAGAAGUAGGUAAUUGAGAUGAACAAAAAUAAUCACUUCGAAGAUCUUGAACAUGGGAGAUUCACUCUGGAACAAAAGGAAAAAGAGCUUAAUAAAAUAAAAUCUAACUAUGAAUCUACAAUUAAAAGUUUCAAUGAAGAAAAGAGAAACUUGGAAAGAUAAAUCUUGGAAUUCAAGACUUAAACAAUAGUGCUUAAUAAUGAAUUAAAUUAGCUUAAUAGUUCUGUUCAAACAAAUCAAACUUUACUGGACUAGAGCUAAAAGGCAUCUAGUGAACUUAAUAGAUAGAUUAGCAAUUCAAUUCACUUCUUAGGGCUUGAUCUUGAUUUCGUGAAGAAACUUUAAGGUUCAAGUCAGAUAUCCUUAUAAGAUCUAGGCAAGUCAAUACAGCUAGGUAAGCUGCAUAAGGAUUAAUUAGAGUAGAGUAAGACAUAAAUUGAAAGUGAAAUCAAUGAAAAAAUUCAGAGGGCACAGUAAACUAUUACCAUUGAAACUACUAAGAGAUAAAUACAUGAAAAGAAUCUGAGGACUGUAAAUGACGAUCUAGAAUAGUUGAAACAAAAGAAAAGAGAUUCUUCCGAUUCUAAUGAGUCUGAUAGUAAUAUGAAUGAUGAAAGCAGUGGUAGAAUCGAAGAAACACUCUUAAAUAUUGAAAAAAGGAUAGCUGACAUUUAAUAGUUACUACUUAAUGAUUAUGGGGUAAAUGUCUCAAAGAAUGGUUAAGAAAACUAAUAGAGCAGCUAAGAAAGUAAUUUCAAGUAAAUGAAAGAAUUAGAUUCAAAAGGAAGCAACAGUAUGAUGGCUUAGAUGCAAGGCUAAAUAGAGCAGAUUUAGCGUAAAAUAAAGAAAAACGAGAAAAAUCUUAAUAUUCUAAGACAGGAAAUCAUACAGCUUGAUUCUUAAUUACUGACUAAUUAAAAUUUGUAAAAUCAGUAUCAAAAAUAAUUAUUGAACCUCAAUAAGGCCAAAGAAUUAUCAGAAAAAAUUAACCCUAUUCUGAAACUUCUUGGGAUAGAUACUAUCAACAAGAAAAAUAUUUAAGCUUGUGAAUUCAAAGAGUUAAUUCUUGCUGUGAAUUAAAAAUGCGCAAAUUAAGAAACUAUUAAUUUUGCUAUUAAGGAGUUGGAGGUAAUCUUAGUCAAAAUAAGAAAGAGCUCAGGAAUUUAACAUGGGGCACAAAUUUAAAACGGUGGUGAGCACAAAGGUGAAAGAUUUGAAUUGAUCAAGCAACAAAUUGACUCAUUGAUUAAUCUUGAGGCUAAGUUCUAAUCAACUACUGAUGUGAUAAAGAGAUUCUACAGAAUGUCUAAGACUUAAAAGAAUGCGGAUGGUCAUAUCGCCUGCUUUCUUUGUAAGCAACAAGCAAACGAGGAGUUGCUAGAAAAGAUCAAGAUAAAUUUUAAGAUUGACUCUGAUCAUAAUCCAAAGAAAGAGGAGAUAAAAAACAAGAAGAAUGAGCUGCAUUAGAGCAUAAUGAGUUUUAGUCAAAUGGGAGGAGAUGACCAGUUUUGUGAAAACCAUUAAGAACAGGUUUUCAUUUAAGAAAUUGAAAAAAGAAUUUAAGAACUAAAGGAUCUUAAGAAAAAGUCAAAGGACUUUAACCAGCAAGAACUGGCAUCGACAAUAAUGGAGAUAGACUACUUAGUGCAGUAAAGUCCACAGCAGAAAUUUGAUGAUUCAAUAAUAGACGCUCUUAAGUAGAAAUUAUAAAAAGCAAAGACUGAUUUACAAAAAACUGAGAAAUCAAUAAGCAAAGAGACAAAGGAUAUGGAUUAAUUGAAAGCUAAAAAAGAGGAUUCUGAGAGAAAGCAAUAGCAACUAUAAUUAGAAUUUCUUCAUUUGCAAACUAAGAAGUACAAGUUGAUGUCAAAGAGUAAGCACUAGCUGUAGAAUAAGGGCAACAUCUAAGACACUUAUGAAGAAGAUCUGAUGAAAUUAACAAAGCUCAAAGCCUAAACUGAAUAAGAACAUGAUUUAACAGUGAGGAAGAUUAAAGAUGCUGAGAAAGAGAUUAAAUAGAUAUAAAAUGACUUCGAAAAGUAGAAAGCAAUUUUGAAAAUUAGUAGUGAAAUUAAUCAGAUUGUUGAGUUCUUAGAUCUGGUCAACAGAUUCUUUAUUCAGUUGCAAAGUAUUGAGAGUAAUCUUAAUAGAAAUGAAUAGUUGAAGUAGGACAUUGAUAAGUUCAGCAUUUAAAUCUAAACAAAAAAGUCUCUGCUUUCCAACACAGAUCAGGACAUCAAACUUAAGGAAAUUGAACUCAAAAGAAUCAAUGAUUAGAUUUAGUCAUAAGAUGAAAUUGACAGACUUAUCAAAGAAUUCGAGAAAUAUAAAGAACUUAAGAAUUAAGUGGUUGAUAUCUAGGCUAAUAUUCUUGAGAAAUAAAGACUCAUAUAGCGUAAGGGUAUGGUUCUUGAAUCAAAGGAUCAGAAAUAAAGAGAGCAAACUGAGGCAAUCUAACAAGGCAGCAAGAAUACUGGGUAUUGCAUAUCUAUUUAGGAGACUUUAAGAGCAAUGAGAGUUGAACUGAGUGAAGAAAAGUUCACUGAGAUAGAAAAGAAGCUGAUUGACUUGGAAAUAAAGUACAAUCUAACUAAGGAUAUGGCUUUGGAGAUAAGUGAAAAGCAUGACGCUCUAGAAGAGGCGUUGAUGAAAUAUCACCAUGAAAAGAUGAAGGAAAUCAACAAGACCUUGAGUGACUUUUGGAAGAUCACUUACAAGGGCAAUGACAUCGAUACUAUCGAGAUAAAGUCUGAUGUGGAGAGAAACCCUAACUCAAGGAUAAGAUCCUAUAACUAUCGUAUUGUAUUGAAAACCUUUGACGAUACAGAACUAGACAUGAGAGGUAGAUGCUCUGCUGGCUAAAAGGUGCUCUCAAGUAUCAUUAUCAGGCUGUCUUUGGCAGAAACAUUUUGCUCAAACUGUGGUAUUUUAGCUUUGGAUGAGCCCACAACUAAUCUAGAUGUUGAGAAUAUAGAGGGACUGGCAGAUGCUCUUCAGUAGAUUAUUGACAGUCGAAGACGAUCAGAGAACUUUCAAAUGCUAAUUAUCACUCAUGAUUAGUAAUUUGUGCAGUUACUUGGAAGGGAAAAUGCAGAGAGCUUUUGGAGGGUUCAAAAAGAUCAAAAUGGUUAUAGUAGAAUUAUUAAGGAAAGCUUAAGGAAAUUAGUAUGA
Messenger RNA from Stylonychia lemnae, 3873 nucleotides. The record is from the annotation of a GenBank genome assembly. Lineage: Eukaryota; Ciliophora; Spirotrichea; Sporadotrichida; Oxytrichidae.